Stegostoma tigrinum is the source of this 716-nucleotide messenger RNA. It is a transcript of the gene pebp1, whose product is annotated as phosphatidylethanolamine binding protein 1. The record is from RefSeq and is a predicted model, not a curated record. The transcript is spliced from 4 exons. Gene Ontology annotation, biological process: negative regulation of MAPK cascade. Bases 32 to 613 code for a protein of 193 amino acids. NCBI's taxonomy places the organism in Eukaryota, Metazoa, Chordata, Chondrichthyes, Orectolobiformes, Stegostomatidae.
GCUGUUGAGGCGGUUAAGGGAGGUGCGUGCAAUGCCAUUCGUGGGGAAGAUGCCGGUGGAUUUGCAUGAGUGGUCGGGUCAGCUGGCCCUGCAGGAUGUGGAGGAGAAGCCGGCCCAGCCGCUGCAAGUCAGCUACGGCGCGGUGGAGAUCGAAGCUCUGGGCAAAGUGCUGACUCCGACGCAGGUGCAGAAUCGUCCAGUGAGUAUUAACUGGUCUGGAUGUGAUCCAGACAAGCUUUACACUUUGAUUCUAACUGACCCAGAUGCUCCGAGCAGGAAAGCACCAAAGUUUAGGGAGUGGCACCAUUUCAUUUUAAUCAACAUGAAAGGAAAUGACAUGAAAAGUGGAGAGGUUCAGUCUGACUAUGUUGGCUCGGGUCCUCCUAAAGGAACUGGUCUUCACCGCUAUGUCUGGCUAGUUUAUGAACAACCUGGGGUGCUGACAUGUGAUGAACAGCGUUUGACCAACCGUUCAGGUGAUAAGCGUGGAACGUUCAAAACUAUAGCAUUCCGCAAGAAGUACCAUUUGGGUGCACCAGUCGCGGGGACAUGCUACCAAGCUGAAUGGGAUAACUAUGUACCAAAACUGUAUGAGCAGCUGUCUGGAAAAUAACAGUACAAAGGAUACCUUGUCAAAAAAAUACCAGAUAAUUUUCAGGCUCUGUACACAAGCAAAUGUUACCAGUGCUAUACCUAAUAAAUCUGCUUUCCAAGUU